AUAAAAGUAAUAACAAAGAAGAGUUGGUCACCUCUCACCACCAAAAUAUUUUGAAUAGUAUCACAUCACACCAUGGCCAUGGCCAAAGCAGCUUUAAUAUCAUUCCCUAUUCUUCCACAGAGGUUCAUCAUCAAGCCAUCAAACUACGUCGUUUUGGCAUCAAAACAGUCAUUACUACUAGCCAAGUUUCGUAUCAGGUGCAGCUCAAACGAGGCCUCAUCAUCAUCCUCAUCAGUGGAGACCACAGUAACUUCUCCUGAGGACGCAGCAGAAGCAGAAGAUUCUGAUGGUGAAGGUGAAGGUUCCAUUGAUGUGCCCCAAGAGCUUCCUUCUUUGAUUUCUACUCUCAAUGUUGAAAGGGCUCUUCGUGGAAUACCCAUUACAGAUGUAGAUCAUUAUGGUAGGCUUGGACUAACAAGAGGCUGCUCUUCUGAUCAGAUUAUAGAUGCCUAUCAAAUCAAGAUUGAAGAAGUAAUGAAUAGAGGCCUAGGAGAAGAAGAACUCAACCAAGAACUUGCACUCUUAAAGGAAUCAUACACAAUUUUGUCAACGGUUGAAGAGAGAAGACUAUAUGACUGGAGCUUGGCCAGGAGUGGGCAACCAGAUAGAUAUGUUUGGCCUUUCGAAGUAGACUCAACAAAACCCCCUCUUGAUGACCCACCUCAACAGGAACCAGAGGACGUUGGGCCAACAAGAUUAGUGGGAUACUUCAUAUUGUUUUGGGUAAUAUUGUCCUUCGUCUUCUCUAUUGCCCUUAAUCGAUAAACCAUAACAAGGUUCAUAAUUUCAUGUGUAUAAAGCCAUCUUGGAUUAUGUUAUACUAAUUAAUCAGCUCAAAUAUUCUUACCCAUUUUCUCAA
Messenger RNA from Humulus lupulus (European hop), 859 nucleotides. RefSeq names its product NAD(P)H-quinone oxidoreductase subunit U, chloroplastic. Gene Ontology annotation, cellular component: chloroplast thylakoid membrane; NAD(P)H dehydrogenase complex (plastoquinone); chloroplast. The coding region runs from base 73 to 765 and encodes 230 amino acids. NCBI's taxonomy places the organism in Eukaryota, Viridiplantae, Streptophyta, Magnoliopsida, Rosales, Cannabaceae. The record is from RefSeq and is a predicted model, not a curated record. The transcript has 5 exons.